UGGCUGCUGCGUUGGGAGGCCGGGUCCUCCUUCUCCUGCCCUCUUGAGAGCUUCCAGUGCCACGAGGGGGGCCGUGUGCCGCUGUGCCUGGGCCAGGAGAGGCAGAUCGGCUGCCAAGACGACACAGACGGUUGUCAGCCGCUGGGAAGCAUCUGCAGGAAUCACACCUGCCGGUGCGGCCACAGCAGCGGGCCCUGCCUGCCCUUUGAACGGUUUUGCGACAAGCGCCCGGAUUGCCCAGACGGUUCGGAUGAGGCCGAGUCUCUUUGCGCAUCCUCGCUGGGCCCGCUCGAGGAGGAUGACUGCGAAAGCGACGAGUUCCGAUGCUACCCAGGGGCCGAGUGCUACCCCCUGUCUUUCAAGUGCGAUGGCCAUCCAGACUGCGAAGACAGAGGCGACGAAGAGGGCUGCGGUGCGGAUUUGCUGCCAGAGACCCCGCAGAGAACCCCCAAAGGCCCCAGCGCUCCCCCAGAAACCCUGGCCUUGGACCCUUUGACCAUCACUGCCAUUGUCGCACUCCUGAUCACCGUGGUGGUGGCGGCGGCGGUCACCCUGUGGGCCUCCCGAAAA
Protobothrops mucrosquamatus (brown spotted pit viper) is the source of this 570-nucleotide messenger RNA. RefSeq names its product CD320 molecule (gene CD320). The annotation marks the transcript as partial. Gene Ontology annotation, molecular function: protein binding. The record is from RefSeq and is a predicted model, not a curated record. The transcript is spliced from 4 exons. NCBI's taxonomy places the organism in Eukaryota, Metazoa, Chordata, Lepidosauria, Squamata, Viperidae.